CGGAGCGCACCCGGGGCGCCCGCGUUCGCCGCUCGCGGGAACUUUGCGGCGGAGCCGCAGGUGUGGAGGCCGCGGAGCGGUGCAUGAGCGGCGCGAGGGCGGCGCGGAGAGCGGCGGCUGUCCGGUCCAGCCCCUGCUGGAGUCGCCGCCGGGAGGAGGCGACCGAGGAACCAGGUGUGUGCCUUCUUCCUGAUCCUGGAGAAAAAUGCCGGUCCGGAAGCAAGAUACCCAGAGAGCAUUGCAUCUGUUGGAAGAAUAUCGAUCGAAACUAAGCCAAACUGAAGACAGACAGCUCAGAAGUUCCAUUGAGCGGGUUAUUAACAUAUUUCAGAGCAACCUUUUUCAGGCUUUAAUAGAUAUUCAAGAAUUUUAUGAAGUGACCUUACUUGAUAAUCCAAAAUGUGUGGAUCAUUCAAAGCAGUGUGAACCAGUUCAGCCUGUGACUACUUGGGAGAUUGCCAGUCUUCCAAGCACUGCCGUGACUUCAGAAACCCUGCCCAGCAGCCUUAGUCCUCCAGGAGAGAAAUACCGGUAUCAGGAUGAAGAGGUACUUUCUCCAGAGCACAUUUCCCCACAAGUCACAAAUGAGGUGCUAGGUCCAGAGCUAGUUCACGUCUCAGAGAAGAGCCUGUCAGAGAUUGAGAAUGUCCAUGGGUUUGUUUCUCAUUCUCAUAUUUCACCAAUAAAGCCCACAGAAGCUGUUCCUCCCUCCUCUCCCAUUGUCCCUGUGACCCCUGCCCUGCCAGUCCCUGCCGAGAGUACUGUCGUCCUGCCCUCCGUCCUGCCCUCCGCACCACAGGCAAAUCCUCCUCCAGUGCUGGUCAACACAGACAGCUUAGAGACACCAACUUACGUUAAUGGCACUGAUGCAGAUUAUGAAUAUGAGGAAAUCACACUUGAAAGGGGAAAUUCAGGUCUUGGUUUCAGCAUUGCAGGAGGUACAGACAACCCACACAUUGGAGAUGACUCAAGUAUUUUCAUCACCAAAAUUAUCACAGGAGGAGCAGCUGCCCAGGAUGGAAGAUUGCGGGUAAAUGACUGUAUAUUGAGAGUAAAUGAAGCAGAUGUUCGUGAUGUAACCCACAGCAAAGCAGUUGAGGCAUUAAAAGAAGCUGGAUCAAUUGUGCGGUUAUAUGUGAAAAGGCGGAAGCCAGCAUCAGAAAAAAUCAUGGAAAUAAAACUCAUUAAAGGUCCUAAAGCAGGUCUCGGGUUCAGCAUUGCUGGAGGUGUUGGGAAUCAGCACAUCCCUGGUGAUAACAGCAUCUAUGUAACCAAAAUCAUCGAAGGAGGUGCAGCACACAAGGAUGGCAAGCUUCAGAUUGGAGAUAAGCUUCUAGCAGUGAACAGUGUCUGUUUAGAAGAAGUUACUCAUGAAGAAGCAGUGACUGCCUUAAAGAAUACAUCUGAUUUUGUUUAUUUGAAAGUGGCAAAACCAACAAGUAUGUAUAUAAAUGAUGGCUAUGCACCACCAGACAUCACUAAUUCUUCUUCUCAGUCUGUUGACAACCAUGUUAGCCCAUCUUCAUACAUGGGUCAGACACCAGCGUCACCAGCCAGAUACUCGCCCAUUUCUAAAGCAGUGCUUGGAGACGACGAGAUCACCAGGGAACCUAGAAAAGUUGUUCUUCAUCGUGGCUCAACAGGACUUGGUUUCAACAUUGUGGGAGGUGAAGAUGGAGAAGGAAUUUUUAUCUCCUUCAUCCUUGCUGGAGGCCCUGCUGAUCUAAGUGGAGAGCUCAGAAAAGGAGAUCGCAUUAUAUCGGUGAACAGCGUUGACCUCAGAGCUGCAAGUCACGAGCAAGCAGCAGCCGCGCUAAAAACCGCCGGCCAGGCUGUCACGAUUGUCGCACAGUACCGGCCCGAGGAGUACAGUCGUUUUGAAGCUAAAAUCCAUGACUUACGGGAGCAAAUGAUGAACAGCAGCAUUAGUUCAGGGUCAGGGUCUCUUCGAACUAGCCAGAAGCGAUCCCUCUAUGUCAGAGCCCUUUUUGAUUAUGACAAGACUAAAGACAGUGGGCUUCCCAGUCAAGGAUUGAACUUCAAAUUUGGAGACAUUCUCCAUGUUAUCAAUGCUUCUGACGACGAGUGGUGGCAAGCCAGGCAGGUCACCCCAGACGGCGAGAGUGACGACGUUGGAGUGAUUCCUAGCAAGCGCAGAGUUGAGAAGAAAGAACGAGCCCGAUUAAAAACGGUCAAAUUCAAUUCUAAAACAAGAGGAGAUAAAGGGCAGUCAUUCAAUGACAAGCGUAAAAAGAACCUCUUUUCCCGAAAAUUUCCCUUCUACAAGAACAAGGACCAGAGUGAGCAGGAAACGAGUGAUGCUGACCAGCACGUAACUUCUAAUGCCAGCGAUAGUGAAAGUAGUUACCGUGGUCAAGAAGAAUAUGUUUUAUCUUAUGAGCCAGUGAAUCAACAAGAAGUUAAUUAUACCCGACCAGUCAUCAUACUAGGACCUAUGAAAGACAGAGUAAAUGAUGACUUAAUCUCAGAAUUUCCUGACAAAUUUGGAUCCUGUGUCCCUCAUACAACUAGACCAAAGCGUGACUAUGAGGUGGAUGGAAGAGAUUAUCAUUUUGUGACUUCAAGAGAACAGAUGGAGAAGGAUAUCCAGGAGCAUAAAUUCAUUGAAGCUGGCCAGUAUAACAACCAUCUGUAUGGAACGAGCGUUCAGUCUGUGCGAGCAGUGGCAGAGAAGGGCAAACAUUGUAUCCUUGAUGUGUCUGGAAAUGCCAUAAAGAGGUUGCAGAUUGCACAGCUUUACCCAAUAUCUAUUUUUAUUAAACCCAAAUCCAUGGAAAAUAUCAUGGAAAUGAACAAGCGCCUAACAGAGGAGCAGGCCAGAAAAACAUUUGAGCGAGCCAUGAAGCUGGAGCAGGAGUUCACUGAGCAUUUCACAGCCAUUGUUCAGGGAGACACGCUGGAGGACAUUUACAACCAAGUGAAACAGAUCAUCGAGGAGCAGUCUGGUCCUUACAUCUGGGUCCCAGCAAAAGAAAAGUUAUGAAGACGGACGGACAGACGGACGGACGCCGCUCUUUGUCUUUUCUGUGGUCUCAUCUCUUACCUGCUCCGGAGUGCGUGUUCAGUGUCCCUCUACACUGAUGCAGAGCCCCUCCUCAUGGUCGGCAGCCGUGCCUGUUUGACAUCUGUGUCCCUUCAUGUUGUGUCAUCUGUACUAUUCUGUGUUACUAUUGGUUUCUGGCCGCUUUUCAAAACUAAAGUUGAAUGGCCUGACCAGCUAUCUAGGGUUUGGGGAGAUGCAAAAUUGUAAAAUUCCUUAAUGUUUAAGGGAAAGUUAACUUUAAGAGAUUUUCAGAAAAGCUUUAUAUACAUUCUUUUCCAGUUUCAGUACAAAUGAAAGAAAAGUGGUUUUAAUCAGUGAUUCAGUGGACCUUGAGCACCUGUGCACGCUUAGCUCUAAUAGCAUGGAUGGCCCGUGUAUCAGCCCUCAAGUUCUUUCCUCAAUUGACUUCUGCAUUAAAGUAAUUAUUUCAUUAAAAACAGUAGGAAAAAUAGGGGCUUAUUUCAAAAUCAAUGUCUGAGUUAACUCAUGAUGUCAGGAGGGCCGUUCAUUACUGAUGGCAGGUCUUCCCUGUGAGUGUCCUCCCUGGAGCACUCGCCAGUGGGCUGUGCGGCACAGCAUGGUGGGUGGCCAGCGACUCUCAGCAGUGUCCGUACACUGUGGUCACGGGUCUAUCAGGCGCAGAGAACUCACCUUACACAGAACUGCAGACAAGGAAGCAUUUGGACAUGUAGCAGUCAUGGCAAUGGGAAGGAGUCCAAUUCACAGCCUAAAAUUAAUGUAUGCUUAGCGAGGGGUCAGAUUUCAAUGACUAUUUUACCCACAAUAACUGCCUAUUUUGUUAUAAUAAAAUAUAUAUAAAUAUAUAUAAAACUUUCUUUAACUAAACUCUGUAACUAUGGGAAUUAUUUUCUUUACAUAGUUGCACACACAAACAUAUAUAUAUAUUUAAAAUAUAUUUUUCUUUUGCCACCUACUUCUAACUUUUUGUUUGGUUUUUAAAUUAAAUAUUACUUGAUGAGACUUAUCGUCCUUAAUCAUGUGAACUUAAGACAAGCGUGUGGUGGCGGUGAGGAGAAGCCUCUAGGGAGAUUGUGAGGCGACGUCAGGCCUGUUCUCCUCUUCCCACAGAAGUUCCAGAAGGUUCCUAGGUUUUCUGUCAGCGUUGUGUUCUUGUCAUGGACUUUGAUUUUGGUCCUCUGCCUUUCCUCCUAGUGCUCCUCAUCUUAUUAAUAGACAAACUCCAUUUUUGAGAUUCCCCCAGACAAUUCAUCUUGCAUAGCUGCACUGAAGUAGAAUUACCCAGGUCUGACAGUAACCGGCGUUAGAACUGUUGGUGAGAGGCAGGAUGCUGCAGAAGUCCGGUUCUCUAGGCCGUUAUUAAUACCAUUUGGCUUCCCAUUGCUCUUUGGAAUUGUUUAUUGGUUAUUGGCAACUCUUUAAAAUUUCCUAAAUGAGUACUGGGUUGUAAAGAAGUAUCCAUUCCAGUUAUGAGAAAGAAGAGGACAGCUAAUAAACUUCAUUGUAAAAUCCA
Molecule: messenger RNA, 4556 nt
Organism: Apodemus sylvaticus (European woodmouse)
Lineage: Eukaryota; Metazoa; Chordata; Mammalia; Rodentia; Muridae
Gene: Dlg1
Product: discs large MAGUK scaffold protein 1
Exons: 26
Coding region: 206-3004 (932 amino acids)
Biological process (GO): neurotransmitter receptor localization to postsynaptic specialization membrane; chemical synaptic transmission
Cellular component (GO): neuron projection; postsynaptic density membrane; neuromuscular junction
Molecular function (GO): kinase binding
Source: RefSeq, a predicted model, not a curated record